AUGUUCGACGACUCCAAGACGGACGGCAGCAUCUUCGCCGCCGUGCUGAGCGUCGUUGUCGCCCUGUCUACGCUGUUCACGCUUUUCCUCGUCACGCUGCCUGGCCGCUAUGAUGCCUCCAGAGACAAGCCGCCAAGGUCCGUCGACGAGAAUGGACAAGACAUCAAGACAAGGACAAGAGACGGAAAGGGCCCGCUGCAGUGGAAGCAGGGACGGUCGGUGCAGGUGGUCGUGUUGGGAGACAUUGGACGGUCCCCCCGUAUGCAGUACCAUGCCGUGAGCAUCGCCAAACACGGCGGCAGCGUCGUGCUCAUCGGCUACAAAGAGUCCGAAAUACAUCCGGACAUUGUCUCCAACCCUUUGAUUGAAAUCAUCCCCCUCUCGCCAGCACCAAGUGUGCUGCGCUCAAGCAGCAAACUUCUCUUCCCCAUCCUGGCCCCGCUCAAAGUCCUGUGGCAGGUUUGGUCUUUGUACGCUGCACUAGGCUACCGCUCCAGGCCCACGGCGUGGACGCUUGUGCAGAAUCCUCCGUCAAUACCAACACUCGCCGUUGCCAGUCUGGUAUGCUUCUUGCGCCGCACUAGUCUCGUCAUUGAUUGGCACAACUUUGGCUACUCCAUCCUAGCCAUGAAGCUCGGAGACUCGCAUCCUCUCGUCAGAAUAUCGGAGAGAUAUGAGAAGCUCUUCGCCAAAGCUGCUGCGCACCACAUCACUGUAACCGACGCAAUGGCCCGUGUUCUCAAAGCCGAUUACGGCGUCAUUGCACACGCAAUGCAUGACCGCCCGGCCCCUGCCUUUCAGCCUAUCGCGACCGAGGAGCGUGAGCGAUUCCUCAGGAGACUGCCGGAAACGGCCGAAUUUGCAGAGGACCUCUCGCCCAACUCGACAACGCCCUGGAGACUCAUCGUAAGCGCCACCUCUUGGACAGCUGACGAAGACUUCUCGCUCCUCUUGUCUGCCCUCGUCACCUAUUCUGCCGAGUGCACUUCACAGACGCACCUGCCCAAGAUUAUUGCCAUCAUCACAGGCAAAGGCCCACAAAAGGAAUACUAUCUCUCCAAGAUCAAUGAAUUGAAUCAGCAGAAAAAGCUGUCAAACGUCAUCAUCAAGACGGCUUGGCUCACCCAUGCCGACUACGCUCUCCUUCUCGCCUCGGCCGAUCUUGGUGUGUCACUGCAUACAUCAUCCUCUGGCGUUGACCUCCCCAUGAAGGUCGUCGAUAUGUUUGGCGCAGGGCUGCCUGUCGUGGGUUGGGGCAAGUUCGAGGCAUGGCCGGAACUGGUCAAGCAAGGCGUCAACGGCCUCGGAUUUCAAAGCGCAGAGGAGCUCGCUUUGCACCUGGCUACCUUCUUUGGCAGCGAUGGCAGAUUGAGAGACACGCUCAAAGCAGGCGCACUCAAGGAAAGCGAGCACAGAUGGGACGACGAAUGGGAUGAUGUGGGUGGAAAGUUGUUUAAGCUAACCUGA
Molecule: messenger RNA, 1467 nt
Organism: Exserohilum turcica Et28A
Lineage: Eukaryota; Fungi; Ascomycota; Dothideomycetes; Pleosporales; Pleosporaceae
Product: glycosyltransferase family 33 protein
Exons: 2
Coding region: 1-1467 (488 amino acids)
Cellular component (GO): endoplasmic reticulum
Molecular function (GO): mannosyltransferase activity
Source: RefSeq, a predicted model, not a curated record